Messenger RNA from Teleopsis dalmanni, 3044 nucleotides. It is a transcript of the gene Strip, whose product is annotated as striatin-interacting protein 1 homolog. Bases 269 to 2884 code for a protein of 871 amino acids. Gene Ontology annotation, cellular component: cytosol. The transcript is spliced from 3 exons. Gene Ontology annotation, biological process: cytoskeleton organization. The record is from RefSeq and is a predicted model, not a curated record. Lineage: Eukaryota; Metazoa; Arthropoda; Insecta; Diptera; Diopsidae.
UCCGUGUAUUGCAAGUCUUUCUUUGUUAAUAUAUAUUAAAUUGGAGAAAUUUAGUUAUAAUCACAUAGUAAUCGUAUAGUAAAUAAACUCUAUUUAUUAAUAAAAAGUUUUAAUUUUAAAAAAUAAAUGAAAUUCAACGGCAACAUAUGUACAAAGCGGCACUAAGUGCCGUACAAAAAAUUCGUGAAAUUUGUAUUAUAUUUUUUAAUUCAUCAUUAAUUACUUUCUGCGAGGUACACACACAAACACAGGCUACAAGUUGAUUUCGAUGCUAUCUUCUAUAAACAAUUCCUUUGAACAAGAUACACAUGAUGUGGACGGAAACUGUGAUGGACCCGAUUUAGAUUUUAUCUAUGCAGACGUUGACACUUAUCAAAAUGAAAUAUCAGAAUUGUAUAGUUACACUGAAUUCCAUGAGUUCCAACAAAAUGUUAAGGCCUUCGAGGACCAAAUGGAAAUGUAUGACUUGCCUCCAAACUGGCAGAAGCAAAAUGCGGCAUCGCAACGUAGCAUUAUUAUGAAAUUAAUAGAUCAAUUGGAGGUAUCCAAUCGUAAUUUUCGUAUGCAGGCAGCUCGUUGUUUACUUUAUUUGGCGCAAGGCUGCUGGGCAGAAGUGCAGUCAGAUGAAGAGCAAAUGCAAAUUACUAGAGAUAAUGUUAUUGUGCUGUACAAUUUGGGCGUAUUCUCAUCGUUUAUAGAGCUACUUAAUAUGGAAAUAGAAAGCGCCUGUUCACCAGACAUUGUUGCCGUUAAAAUCACUAACGUAACACUUGUAGAUUCUACAGAUUUACGUGUUAUAUUAUCUGUACUAUAUAUAAUAACUGAAACAAUACGCGAGGAGCGUGAAAAAGGCAGUGAAGACUAUAAAGAUAUUGCAGAAUCAUUUAUACAAGAACUUAAUAGUCCAUUGCCAGAUGGAGAAUUGAUGGCUGUUAAACUACUGGGCAUGAUAACACGGUUUUGUAGCGGUGCAGCACCACAUUUUCCUAUGAAAAAAGUUGUAUUGCUGUUGUGGAAGAUUACAUUGCUUGGAUUAGGCGGUAUGGAAUUGUUAAAGAAUUUAAAAAAUGAUUAUCGCGUGAAAGUAGGCUUGGAACCAAUUACUGAAGAUACAUUGGAAGUAACGAAAUAUAUGCGUGCAAGUUCGCCACCUGCUACUGCAACUGACAUCUUGGAUAACCAAAAUCCAAAACGGUUUAAGCGUUCUUUAAUGAAACAGCGAUUUCUAGAUGAACAGGAACAAAUGGAUAUGGAGUUAACGCCAGGUAAUGAGAGUGCGCCAUCUACUAGUAAUGGCGGCAACGGCGGCAAUAAUGUUAACGGUGCAGAUGAAGAUUUAUCACAAUACUACCGACCGUUUGAAGAUCCGUCAACAACAGCUACAGAAAAUCCCAAUAAUCCAGCAAAUUGCUCUCAACCGACACCGACACAACCGGUGCAACUAACAACACGUCUACCAUGGACACCUAAAGUUCGGCAAAAGGAUAUUGAUCAGUUUUUAGAUAUAUCACGAAAUAAAUUCAUUGGUUAUUCGCUUAUUGAUGAUCACGAAAGCUUAGCUGGCCUACCACAACCAAUACAUGAAGGCGUGAAAACUUUAAGAAGGCACAUGUACAUAAGCUUAGCAGACGUACAGAUUAAAAAAGAGGAAGAUAUUGCACGUAAUCCCAUAUCUACACAAGAAACCGAAAUACCUUCGACACCAGCAGAAAUUCUUUAUCAAUCAAUUUUACCCAAUCUACCACAAUACAUGAUUGCCCUGCUUAAAGUUCUGUUAGCCGCGUCACCAACCUCAAAAUCGAAAACGGAAAGCAUUAACAUAAUGGCUGAUGUACUGCCAAAAAAGAUGCCUAUUACUGCAACACAAUCCACUAAGUUAACCAUGGAUAUGGGACGGCACAAAGAAAUCAUUGUUAAAGCUGUAUCGGCUAUUAUUCUAUUAUAUUUGAAGCACUUUAAAAUAAAUCAUGUGUAUCAGUUCGAAUUCAUGUCACAACAUCUAGUCUUCGCCAAUUGCAUACCAUUGGUGUUAAAAUUCUUUAAUCAAAAUAUAACAGAAUACGUGGGGAUGCAAAACUCUAUUCCUUUAUUAGAUUUUCCUUCCUGUGUGAUCGGAGAACAACCCGAUUCGUCAGGUGAAAGUUUUGUGUCAGUGUCUGAUAAACCCUACUCAUGGCGGAACGUGUUUUCGUGCAUAAAUCUUUUAAGAAUAUUAAAUAAGCUAAUUAAAUGGAAGCACUCCCGUGUAAUGAUGCUGGUGGUAUUUAAAUCUGCACCAAUAUUGAAAAAAACGCUGAAAGUACGUCAUGCGAUGAUGCAGCUCUACGUUUUAAAGUUAUUAAAAAUGCAAACUAAAUAUUUGGGCCGACAGUGGCGUAAGUCGAAUAUGAAAACUAUGAGUGCCAUUUAUGCAAAAGUACGUCACCGUUUAAAUGAUGAUUGGGCAUUCGGAAAUGAUUUGGAGUCCAGACCGUGGGAUUUUCAAGCGGAAGAGUGUACAUUGCGUGCUUGUGUGGAUCGUUUCAAUUUACGACGCUAUCCAGAAGAUACGCAAAAAUGUGGUGCAGGUGGAAAUAAUGGUGGCAACUCGGCUAAUUCAGAUAAUUCAUCUGGAAAUACAGGCGCAAAUAUGGGUGCGGAAGGUAAUGGUUUCGCCGCAAAUAAUGCUGCCAAUAGCGCAAACGGACAUGCACAACUUACUGAGUACGGAGUUGAGAGUGGCUUUCCCAGCGAUGAGAUUCUAACACACUCGGACUUUGCUUUCUUUGGUCAUUCGGGUUGGUGGGAUCGUAAAGUAGAAUUAACAGAUUACUUUAAAGCAAACUAUUCAAUGUGGCUAGAGGAUGAAGUAUAUAAUAAUCAAACAGAUUGGGACGCACUCUAAAACUAAGAUAAUAUUAAUCGUAUUGCAACAAAUUAAACGCUUAACUUUUAUGCUCGUGGGGAUCUGCUUGCAAAAUACCUUUGGGAGACCCGGCCGUUCUUGCAACUGAAAUCUUUAAAUCUUAUUGUUGAAAAUGAAGCCAAUUAUUACAAUCUUAAUA